GCUCGGAGCUGGAAGUCCCGCAGCCGCAGCCAUGAGGUGCCUCCUGCUCGCUCUCAGCGUGGCCCUGGUGUGCGGCACCCAGGACAUGGGCGUCCCCCAGACCGGGGAGGGCCUGGACGUCCAGAAGGUGGCCGGGACCUGGUUCUCCGUGGCCACGGCGGCCAGCGACCUCGCCCGGCCGAGCACCCAGAACGCCGCCCUGAGGAUGUACGCCAAGGAGCUGCGGCCCACCCCCCAGGGCGACCUGGAGAUCAUGGUGCACAGACGGGAGGGCGGCCGGUGUGUUGAGGAGAAGAUCUUGGCCGAGAGAACCGAGCGAGCAGGGACGUUCAACAUCGACUACCUGGAGGAGAACAGGCUCGUGGUGCUGGACACCGACUACAAGAACUACCUGUUUGUCUGCGCGGAGAACACGGCCGCCCCCGCCCAGAGCCGGGCCUGCCAGUACCUGGCCAGGACCCCGGAGGUGGACCAGGUGGCCAUGGAGCAGUUCGGCCGGGCCCUGAGGCUGCUGUCCAUGCACAUCCCUAUCAUCCGCAUCCCGACCCAGGCGCAAGCCCGGGCGCAGUCAGCCCCAGGCCCCUCGCUGGUCGGGCAGGGCUGCCUGACCCCGGCUGCCCCCUCCACGCCCCGCUCCAUCCUGACGCCAGCCCCUCCUACGGGUGCGCCCCCAGCCCCAGCUGCAGGGACACAGGUCCCCACCUGA
Myotis daubentonii (Daubenton's bat) is the source of this 706-nucleotide messenger RNA. RefSeq names its product beta-lactoglobulin-like. Gene Ontology annotation, molecular function: small molecule binding. The record is from RefSeq and is a predicted model, not a curated record. NCBI's taxonomy places the organism in Eukaryota, Metazoa, Chordata, Mammalia, Chiroptera, Vespertilionidae.